AUGGUUUCGGUGGAGGAUCCGUUAUCUCAUUCAAAUUCCACUCGGUUUCCGUUAACGACUGACUUCUACGGUUCAUCGUCGCCGUCAGCGGCGAGGAUACAUCGUCAAACCGGCCGGUCGAUGAGGACGGUGAAAUCUAAUUUCUACCAAAGUGGAGAUCAAUCUUGCUCAUUCGCCGGCUCUGUCGGCGAUAAAUCGGAGUAUGCGUCGGAGUAUUUGUCGGAUUCAAUUAUCGACAUGAGGCUCGGUGAGCUUGCUUUGAAGAACAGCAAUUCACUCAAUUCAAGCGCUUCCUCGGUUAAAGAGGAAAUGUUUCUCGACAUUUCUCAGGCGUUUAGUGAUUUCUCCGCAUGUAGUAGUGAUAUCUCCGGCGAGCUGCACCGUCUCGCUUGCUUGUCGUCGCCGGAGACAGAGGGAAAAGAGAACGUCGGAGAAAACCAAGCGCAGGGUCCAGAGCUAGAGAUGGAACCAUGUCUAGGGUUUCUGCAGAGAGAAAACUUCUCCACGGAGAUAAUCGAGUGUAUUUCUCCCGAAGAUCUCCAGCCGACGGUGAAACUCUGCAUCGACGGACUUCGCUCCUCUUCGGUGGCGAUAAAGCGGUCUGCUGCGGCGAAGCUGCGGCUCCUGGCAAAGAAUCGAGCGGAUAACCGGGUGCUGAUUGGGGAAUCUGGAGCCAUUCAAGCUCUCAUCCCACUUCUCCGUUGCAACGAUCCAUGGACACAGGAGCACGCAGUCACAGCUCUCUUGAAUCUCUCACUUGACGACCAGAACAAAACCGUGAUCGCCGCCGGAGGAGCAAUCAAAUCUCUCGUGUGGGUACUCAAAACCGGCACGGAGACUUCAAAGCAGAACGCCGCGUGUGCGUUGCUCAGCCUAGCCCUCCUGGAAGAGAACAAAGGUUCGAUCGGAGCCUGCGGCGCGAUUCCGCCGCUGGUUUCUCUUCUGCUGAACGGAUCUUGCAGGGGCAAGAAGGACGCUCUGACGACGCUUUACAAGCUGUGUACUAUUCAGCAAAACAAAGAGAGAGCCGUCACCGCCGGAGCGGUGAAGCCUCUGGUGGACCUUGUUGCGGAGGAAGGGACUGGAAUGGCGGAGAAGGCGAUGGUGGUUCUGAGCAGCCUGGCGGCAAUCGAAGAAGGCAGAGAGGCCAUUGUUGAGGAAGGAGGGAUCGCAGCGCUAGUGGAGGCCAUCGAGGAUGGAUCAGUGAAAGGCAAAGAAUUUGCAAUCUUGACGCUGUUGCAGCUUUGUGCUGAUAGCGUCAGAAACCGUGGGUUGCUUGUGAGGGAAGGCGCGAUUCCUCCGCUUGUUGGUCUCUCUCAGAGCAGAUCCGUCAGCGUUAGAGCUAAGCGCAAGGCAGAAAAACUUCUGGAGUAUCUUAGGGAGCCAAGGAAUGAGGGAUGUUGUUUAUCAAGCCCCAUCAAUUGA
This is a messenger RNA of Microthlaspi erraticum, 1425 nucleotides long. NCBI's taxonomy places the organism in Eukaryota, Viridiplantae, Streptophyta, Magnoliopsida, Brassicales, Brassicaceae. The record is from the annotation of a GenBank genome assembly.